AUGGCCGACAGCCAGAUGCCCUUCUCCUGCCAUUACCCCGGCAGGCGCAGCAUCCGCGACCCUUUCCGGGAGCCCGGCUUGACCUCGCGCCUGCUGGACGAUGAUUUCGGCAUGUCGCCCUUCCCCGGGGACCUGACGGCGGACUGGCCCGACUGGGCUCGGCCCCGGCUCACCACCACCUGGCCAGGUCCCCUGCGUGCCGGCAUGGCCCGCGCCUCCACCAUGGCCCCCAGCUACGGUGCCCGCUUCGCCGAGAGCCGCAGCCCCGUGCCCUUUCCCCGUGAGCCCUGGAAGGUGUGUGUCAACGUGCACAGCUUCAAACCCGAGGAGCUGACGGUCAAAACCAAGGAUGGCUACGUCGAAGUGUCAGGCAAACACGAGGAGCAGCAGGUGGAAGGAGGGAUCGUCUCCAAGAACUUCACCAAGAAAAUCCA
This is a messenger RNA of Leptosomus discolor (cuckoo roller), 434 nucleotides long. NCBI's taxonomy places the organism in Eukaryota, Metazoa, Chordata, Aves, Leptosomiformes, Leptosomidae. The record is from RefSeq and is a predicted model, not a curated record.